Molecule: messenger RNA, 1275 nt
Organism: Daphnia magna
Lineage: Eukaryota; Metazoa; Arthropoda; Branchiopoda; Diplostraca; Daphniidae
Gene: RabGGTa
Product: geranylgeranyl transferase type-2 subunit alpha
Exons: 8
Coding region: 141-1130 (329 amino acids)
Biological process (GO): protein geranylgeranylation
Cellular component (GO): Rab-protein geranylgeranyltransferase complex; cytoplasm
Molecular function (GO): Rab geranylgeranyltransferase activity
Source: RefSeq, a predicted model, not a curated record
UUCCGGUAUUUCCUUCUUUAGCCAAAUUCAUUUGAAAAUGGCAACUUUUUAUUAAGAUGCAGACUAGCAGAAGAUAAUCUGAUUUUGAAAAGUUGUUCAACUUCCACUUCGCUUGGAGGUGUCCUGCAUAAGAUUCGAGAAUGCACGGAAGACUUAAAGUACGUACAACCGCUGAGCAGCAAGAAAUUAAGGCCAAAGAAAGAGCCAAAAAGCUUGCAGUAUACAAAGUAGCAAUGGAUCGAAUUUUUUCCAAGAGAAAGUCAGGGGAACUAGAUGAUGAAAUCCUCAAGAUAACUGGCCAGGUUUUGACAGAAAACCCGGACAUCUCCACACUUUGGAACAUAAGAAAAGAAACAAUUGUGAAAAUCAAGAAUACAACUCCAGACCUUGUUGACAACUAUGUUUCGAAAGAGCUAACAUUAACUGAACAGUGUAUUAGAGUGAACCCAAAGUCCUAUAAUUCUUGGUUUCAUAGAAGUUGGGUUCUUGAUAAAGGAUCAAACAUUGAUUUUCAAGCUGAAUUUUUGCUCUGUGACAAAUGCCUGGAGCUAGAUGAAAGGAAUUUUCACUGCUGGGAUUAUAGGCGAAUAAUUGUGCAAAUGUCAAAAACACCCUUGGAAAAUGAGCUUCAAUUUUCUACUAACAAGAUAACAAAAAAUUUUUCGAAUUAUUCUUCGUGGCAUUAUCGGAGUGAAUUGCUGCCGCGAAUUUAUCCGAGUUCAUCUGGUGAUACCUUGUUGGAUGAUCAGAAGCUGGCCGAAGAAUGCAACCUCAUUCAAAAUGCAAUUUUCACGGACCCAAACGACCAAAGCGCAUGGUUUUAUCAACGUUGGCUUCUUUUCACAAAAAAAGAGACCAAUUCCACGGAAAAUUCCAAAAAUUCUGGUUUUCUGUCAGUUUUGAACGAUGAGCUGGAAUCAUGUCAGCAACUUCGUGAUUUGGAACCUAACAAUAAGUGGGUAAUCCUACAGGUCUGUGAGCUGCUUCGACGCAUUGACAGUCUGGGAAACAAAAAAGAGAUUCUGCAACUUGUGAGCCAGCUAACUAAAGUCGAUCCAUUGCGUCGGGGAUAUUAUGCUUAUCUCGGCUCUAAAAUUGAAGAAGAGAAACAAAAGAAAACCAUUCCGUAAUAGUGUAUAAUCCGCUUUAAGCAUAUCAUCUACUAUACGUAUGAAAUGCGAUUCCCUUGGUUGUAUUGACGGCCUUGAAGUGUUGCGCUCCUGCCAUCAUUAUGAGUUGGUUGACUUUCAAAAAAUACAGUGAUAGGAAACACGA